Messenger RNA from Macadamia integrifolia, 1674 nucleotides. RefSeq names its product mitochondrial fission protein ELM1-like. NCBI's taxonomy places the organism in Eukaryota, Viridiplantae, Streptophyta, Magnoliopsida, Proteales, Proteaceae. The record is from RefSeq and is a predicted model, not a curated record.
AUCAGUUAAAAAGGAAACUUAGAAAAAGUGAGAGAGAAGCUUGUUGACGUGAAGAAUUCUGGAAACCAAGUCGCAACGAAAGCUCUCUGUAACCGCCACCAAACCCUAGUGAUCUAUUUGCUCGAUUGAGAUGGAACUCUUUUCUUGUUCAAAAUUUAAGAGUGAUUCGAAGUCCGAAUUUAUGUAAAAAAGCAAGAAAGGAACUCAAAAUUCAUUCUGUCGCAUAUAAGAUUUUCGAAACCCUUCUUUUCUGUAAACUUUAUUUUUCCAAUAUAAAAAGAGAGAUACAUAAAACCUAGCUGCUUUCUCAUCUAUGCUGUCUCAAUUGAAGAGGUUUGCUUAGAAUUUUAGCAUCCGAUGAGGGCAAUCAGGCUUCCUGAACCGCCUAGCGGUUCUAUUGGCAUGCCGGAGAUAUUUGAAGGCGGAGUUUACAGUGUUAUUAGGCGCGCGGUGAUAAUCGGAAAUGGUUUUGCUGGUUCGGAGAAUCAGAGUUUUGGAUUGGUUCGCGCUCUCGGGCUUUCAGAUAGGCAGUCGUUCUAUCGCGUUACAAGGCCAAGAGGAGGAAUCAAUGAGUGGCUUCAUUGGCUUCCGGUUUCUCUCCACAAAAAACUAGACUAUGUCAUUAAGCGGAUUUGUGGUGAUUCACGAUUUCUAAUUGCCGGGGCAAGGAAACUGGUUCCCCUUGCUCCUCAAAAUGGUGGGAUUUCAGGCUUGUCAACUGUUCUAGAGGCUGAUGCAAAACAUUUAGCAACAAUUGCUCGUGAGUCUUUUGAGAAGACACUGUCGCUAUGGUGUGGACCUUGCCAAGCAAUUGACUUCCUCUAUACAGAACGUGCUUGCAAGCUGUGGAAGCCUGAGAAUAUCUUUUUCUAGGAGGACUCCUCAGAAGGUCGCGAACAUUUUGAUUAAAGAACUCAGUAGUCACCCUAAGGUUUACAUUUGGGAUGGUGAAGGGCCAAACCCACAUAUGGGGCAUCUAGCAUGGGCAGACGCCUUUGUCAUUACAGCAGAUUCAGUUAGUAUGUUGAGUGAGGCAUGCAGCACAGGGAAGCCUGUCUAUGUCAUUGGGGCAGAGCGAUGUAAAUGGAAGUUCUCAGACUUCCACAAGUCUCUGCGGGAACGAGGGGUGGUUCGGCCAUUCACGGGUAAAGAGGAUAUAUCUGAGAGCUGGAGCUACCCUCCUCUUAAUGAUACAGCAGAAGCCGCAAGUCGGGUACGUGAAGCACUUGCUGAGCGGGGAUGGAGAUUGUAGGUGCAGAGAACCUUUUGAUUAAUCAGGCAUUGGCCCAUUUUUGAUUGGAUGGUUCUCAUAAUUUUUCCAUUUAGCAACCAGAAUUUGGUUAAUAUGGUUUUGAUCAUCACAUUAGUCAAAUGGAUGGUGCUUCCAAUUGCGGCCUUUGAAUUACCAAGCCAAAGAGGUGAGUUUAUUUCAUCAUCUGAUCAGAGCAGCUUUGGCCAUUUGUUCAUACGAGUUUGUUGUUGCUUAUAAACGCUAUUCAGAUCUGUUUUUCCUCUAUUUAUUUCCUCCACGGUUGAGUGUGGUGUUUUGAGAGUUACAGAAUAAAAUGGCAGCACCGGAAAUCUUUUUGAGUGUGGUGUUUUGAGAGUUACAGAAUAAAAUGGCAGCAUCGGAAAUCCUUUCCAACUUGUAAAAUAGAAAGAUGUGUAUUAACA